Protopterus annectens (West African lungfish) is the source of this 2564-nucleotide messenger RNA. RefSeq names its product ring finger protein 8 (gene RNF8). The transcript has 8 exons. Gene Ontology annotation, biological process: double-strand break repair; ubiquitin-dependent protein catabolic process; protein K48-linked ubiquitination. Lineage: Eukaryota; Metazoa; Chordata; Ceratodontiformes; Protopteridae. The record is from RefSeq and is a predicted model, not a curated record. Gene Ontology annotation, cellular component: ubiquitin ligase complex; nucleus; site of double-strand break. Bases 170 to 1909 code for a protein of 579 amino acids. Gene Ontology annotation, molecular function: histone binding; ubiquitin protein ligase activity.
UACAGGUUUGUUUCAGUAUCUCCGUUCUAUUAGUGCUGCCUUUCAUCCACCCAAUGAUUCGGUGCUCGAUUUAUUUGGCUUUGUGUAAGAUUGUGGACACUACUGUUUCAUUCUGUGUGGAUGGCGCGUGUACUUUGGGAAUUCAGUUUUUUUGAAAGCCGGACAGGGGAUGGUAAAGAGACAAACGAUGGCUGGGAAAACUGAGACAGAAGUAGUCAUUCGCAAGAAACAGCAGCAUGCUAAUAGGGUUGAAGAGGCUGUAGUUUUGGAGUCUGAAGCGGCAUCCCAUUGGCGGCCUUUAGGGAAAGUGGUCUGGUGCCUGCGCCGAGUAGGUUUGGAACGAGACUGGCUGUUACUGCCGGACAACACUGAGGUAACUGUGGGUAGAGGCUUGGGUGUUACUUACCAACUUUUGUCCAAAACUUGCCCGCUGAUGGUUUCUCGUAAUCACUGUGUCUUCAAGCAGGAUGCUGAUGGCCUAUGGGUGGUCACUGAUAACAAGAGUCUUAAUGGAGUUUGGGUGAAUAAUGUGCGCAUUGAAUCUCAGAAGCCAUACCAGAUUGUUGAAGGAGACCUAGUACAACUAGGAGUACCACUGGAAAAUGAAAGUAGCCCAGAAUACGAGUAUCGUUUAAUCAGGGAGGGCUUUGAGACCAUUUCUCCAUGUCUUGCUAAAAGGCUAGAUCAGGAAGUAACUAAGCAAAGACCCAUGAAGACCAAACGCAAAAUCAAUACUGAAGAUUCAGAAACAUCUGGAACAGAAUGUUCUUCUGGUACUCGGAAAUUGCAUCGGUCGUGUGGAAGUAAUGUAGAAGGAGAGAGUUUAGUGCCCAGAUCUGUCCUGGAAAAACAGCCGACUCAGUCUGUGGAUCCUGUAGUCUCCACCCCAGGAACAAGCAAAGUGACUGAGUCAACCACAGUGCUUUGUAAUAGUCAAGAUUUUGCCGGUUCGUUGACCCAAGUUGUGGGAGAAUGCAGCAUCAACUCUUCUGUAAACAGUUCAGAACUUGCUCGGCUGAAGGAGAAUAUAAAGGGCAUUCAGAGGCUUAAAACAAAGGUCCAGGCUUUGGAACACCAGUCAGCAGUUCUGCAGGCAAAGCCCCAUUCUGAGUCAGUUUCUCAGAGAGAGCUUAAACAGCUCGAACAGGAAUUGCAGGAACUGCGAAAACAACUGCUUUUUGAGCAGCAGCUGCAGAGACAGACUGUAGAGAAAUUGGAGAAAACCUUUCAUGAGGAGGAACAGCGCUUGGAGGAUGAAAAGAAGCAGCAGCAUCAGGGUGAGGAGAUUCUGCAGCAAAAACUGGUUCAAACAUUGGAGGAGCACCGCAAGCUUAUGGAGGAUCUACAAAGAAGCAGGAAGGAUUUUGAAGAAAUUCUUCAGGCUAAAGAUAAGGAGCUGGAGGAAACAAAGGAGGAAAAAGAAAAAGUGAUGGCCCAGAAGCAAGUGGUUCUGACACAGAUGUCUGAUGUUCUGGAAAAUGAACUUCAGUGUAUUAUUUGCUCAGAGCAUUUUAUUGAGGCUGUGACGCUGAACUGCUCUCAUAGUUUCUGCUCUUACUGCAUCACAGAAUGGAAGAAACGGAAGCAUGAAUGCCCCAUCUGCAGGCAGACAAUCUGCACGCAGACACGGUCUAUUGUUCUAGACAAUUGUAUCGAGAGGAUUGUAGAGAACCUUGGUGCAGAGGUCAAAGAGAGACGAGCUACACUUCUUCAAGAACGGAAAGAGAAGAAGCAGGAGGAAGUGGUCAGUGUGAGUGAUUCAGAUAGUGACAGUAGUGAUAUUUCUUCAGUCUUAUCACUCAGAAGCUACGAGACCUACAGUGACACUCCUAGUGGGGUGGACUCCCCAAGCUUCACUGGUGAUUCUGAUGAUGGCGAGAGCUACUUUUUUAUUGAAGACUUCGUAUAACACACUUUUUCUUCAUCCAAAUGUACCUCAGAAUGCCAGAGAAAAACAUUUUGGUACCGUUGGGAUUUUCCAGAGAUGGUUAUUGGACAUUUCUGAAGUGUAUUGUCCUUCAAAUGAAGAAAAGAGUAUGUUUAACUGUGUAUGGAAACUUUGGGUAUGGACUAAGCAGUUCCUGUGAAAAUCCCCAUUUGACAGAUUGACUGCACUCUUGACAUCUUGGUACUUCAUAACUGUGCACUUUUAAAGAAAGAGCUAUUUCACACUGCGACGAUCAUGUUUCUGUGCGGGUCAGAUGGUGAGCAGACUGGAUUUAAGAUGUGCUACCUGCAUGAAGCAGUGCUCUACCUCUUUUGUAGCACAAAAGCACUGACUCUGUUAGUACUUGGGAGUGGCAGGUCUUGCCAGCCAAAAUGUGUGCUGUGAAGAACAAGGCCUGCUAUGUUGGCAUUUAGCAGUAUAGCACUGAGCUUUGUCAUUUUGUUCAUUUUACUAGAAAGCAGAUCACCCUUCAGUGGAUGACAAGAGAACAGUGUGCUCUCACACAUUUUGUACUGCAAAUGUAUACUUGUUAACAUUUCACAAAAUGUCACAGCAUUCAGUGUGUUUCUGUUUUCUUUAAUUCAUGAUUUAGAAACUCACAAGAUGAUUACAUGCA